AUGGUAUUACGACCUCGUCCAGGUGCCAAGAAACCCGGUACCAAUCCAGAAAACAAGCCUGAUGAGAAACAAGUAAUUGAAACAGGACAAGUGAAGAAUGAAGUUGAAGAAGAAGGAAAGAAAAAAGAAGAAAAUAAACAAGCUAUUGGAGGAAGGAUGAAACAGGUGGUGAAAGAAAAAAAGAAAGAAAAAGAAAAAGAAAAGGAACGUCCUAAGUCACCCGGUACCAAUCCAGAAAACAAGUCUGAUCAAGAACAACAAACUAAAACAGGACAAGUGAAGAUUAAAGAGGUGGAAGAAAAAAAGAAAGAAAACGAAAAGGAGCAACCUAAGCCACCCGACGCCAUUCCAAAAAACGUGUCUGGUCAAGAACAAGAGUCUGAAGAGGAGGAAGACGACGACGAAGAAGCAGAAGACUAUGAAGAAUACGACGACGAAGAAGGAGAAGACGAUGAAGAAUACGACGACGAAGAAGGAGAAGACGAUGAAGAAUACGACGAAGAAACAGAAAAAAGUUACAAUUUACGAACCAGAAAAGAAACACAUGUUCAAACACCUAAAGUUGAUUCUACUAACUUUGUCAAAGGCAAAACUAAAAAUAAUGAAGCAUCAUCAUCAAUUCAUGAUGGUCCAUCGAAAUAUCGACCACUGCCGAUUGCUGUUAAACCAAAAUCAGCAUGUGCCACGACGACUGACUCAACGGCCGGUUUAAUUGAACCUGCUAAAGUAAAAAAGCAGAUUGAAAAUCGUAUCAACUACUAUAUGGAAGAUCAACGGGGGGAAGCUAUACGUUAUUUGUAUAACUCGGAAAAACAACUUGAUAUUAAUGAUUUAUUAACGCGAUUGGACGAAUUGAGUGCUCGAUCAGGAUCAGGAAAGCUAUUAAGAGCACUUUAUAAACGUCAUUCAUCACAACCGCCAUUUUUGACUACACGAGAUUUUGAAGAUGGAUCUCUGAAGUGUCAAGUACAGAAUAAUCUGGCAGUUUAUGCAGUCACUAUAUGCAUACCUGAUUGGCUUUACGACUGCAUGAGAGAACACCCAAAACUUUGCAAAAAGAAAGUUUUACUAAAUCCUUCUUUUGAUGACAAGGAACGACUUGUUCAUCUUUGUGGCAAAAUUGGUGAAAGCACUGACUUUACACAGCGUGAAAAUCAUUACAAGAAUACAGAAAGAAACGGUCAACUAGGACCAAUAUUUUGCUACCUAAGACAAAAAGCGAAGGAAUCAGAACCUAAUCCAUUUAUGGAUUGGGUAAACGUAUGGCCGAUUCUAUCUGGUGAAGGCUUGGAGGAUGUGGAUAAACGUAUCGUGGUAUAUAAACUGAUCAAGAUGGAAACGCUGUGCUCGUUUUUGCUCGGACGAGCCGGUAAUUGUGGUUACAAUUUCAUCGGUCGAUUCAACGAGCGUACUCUUGAGGAAAUGCAGAAGUCUGCAAAACGUUUAAACAAUGAUUUGGACAAAUCGUUUGAAGGUGAAAAUGGACCAACCACGAAAAGAAAGCUCGCCCAAGAAAAACGUAAGGAGACUAUGUCAGCAAAGUCCAUGGGUCCCAGUGGUCUUCCGAUUUCAGGACAAGAAAUCAUGAGGCGGAAGAUGCUUGAAGGUCAAGAAGUACUGAAGUUACGAGAAGAUGGAGAAUAUCGAACUGGUCGUGAGCAAAGGUAUGCUACAAAAUAUUCACGUAACAAGCCUGCACAUAUAGCUGAAAUCAAUGCUUUCGUUGCUCUAGUGGAGCUGGCGAAAAAACCCGGUUAUAUUCCACCGGAAAUGGUUAAGUUGACGACGGGACCAAUCCAGUAUGGAUGGGAAGCACAAUGUCUUCAAUGUAAACGCUUUUAUUCUGUCACAAAAGUAAAUAAAAAUGAUCUAUAUACGCAUUCAAAUAAAUAUCCAAUGGCUUCAAACUAUGAAUCUACUCCAUCUGAACCUUUUCAACAAUGGCAAUUGCCUUCACAGUUUCACCUUGUAACAUGGAACACAUUUAAACAUCAUAUUCCUCGUCUUAUUAUUAUUAUUGUAGUUGAUCUGAUUCUACCGAUUAUAAUAUAUUUUUCUCUUGCAAGUAAUAUCAAACCUGUCUACGCUCUCUUGGCCGCUGGUAUUCCUCCUUUCUUGAUGGUCGUCUUCAAAGCUGUAUGGAAACGUUACUUUGAUUCUAUCGGUUUUAUUGUCUGUAUUACUUUUAUUUUUGCGGCCAUCUUAGCAUUGGCGUUAGAUAAUCCUAAAAUUCUAUUGUUAGAAAAAUCACUGAUUACCGGUACACUAGCAAUAAUAUUUGGUAUUACAUUAAUUCCAUUUCGAUGUGGUCUCGGGCAAUAUCGAUGGCGUCCAAUUGUCUAUUAUUUUUAUCAUGAUUUAGUACCAGUAAGUCGAGCAGAAUUCGGUCUAUCAGAUAGCAUGUUUGACGAUAAUCAAUACACAGAAAUCAAAGAUGAGAAUAGGAAACAAGAUGUACCGGACCCAAAAGAAGUAGCUCAAGUCUAUGCAUGGAUCUAUGACCAUUGUUCAUCGUUUCGUAUCUCGUGUUAUCUUAUGACAGGUGUUUGGGCGCUUUUUGGUAAACCUCAAGCACGAGUGAAUUUUAUCAUUCUUGCUGGCGGACCUGAUAGUGUUACUUACCAAAGAAUUAAAUAUCUACUUCAAAAUGAUUCUGAAACAAAUACGUCUAUUUCGGUUACCAGUUCGACGAAUUAUGACACAUUAAUGACCAUUCAUAAUCGGGUAUAUGGUCUUGAAAGUCGAGCCUCAUCGACUAACCUAACUACAACGAAUUUCAAAGACAUAUGUUGCCACGGAUAUUCACCUUUUCAAUUUACUAUUAAUAAUGUUUCGAAUGCUGACGAAUGGGCACAACUUCGAGAAAGAUUUAUUGAUCUUCUCGAACGAAACAAAGAUGAAAAUUUAAAUGAAGAUCAAAUCAGAAUAGAAGCUCCCAGUUGGAUUCUACUUUAUGGCUCGAUAUGCUUGGAACGACCACUUCUUGAUAUAUUUAUUACAUUGAAUAAUCAAAAUUUAUCAUUAGAUACUAACACUUUUACUAUUCUCGGUCUAUUAGUUGAUGAAGAAGAACUUUUUAAAUGUUGGCUAUGCCGCAAUGUAGCUCAUGAGGACUACGAAAAGAAUACUUAUCCUGAAUAUGAAAGACGUAUUAAAGGAUUUUUUUCUCUAUUGAAUUCAUCUCAAUAUCUUCAAGAACAUACAUUACUUGUUAAAGACAAGGGAAAUUUUACUAAUAUUGAGUUAAAAGAAAUUUUGAAAGAUUUAUUUCAACAAAACAUAUCAAAAUAUUCAUCUACCAAUAGUAAUCUUCGAUCGUCAAUGGAAAAAUUACUGAAACAUUAUCGUCGAACAGUACGUGAUAUACGAACUGUACGAAGAAAUUUACAAUCCUCUUAUCAAAAUAAUGCACAAUAUCCAUUAGAAUCUAUUUGCAAUCGUUUAAAAAAUUCUAAUACAGCUGCUGAAGCAGCUCAUGAAGUAAUUCAGCUUGUGCUUAAUGAAUUUACCUGUUUGAACAAAGAACAAAAACGAGCAUAUAAACGACAAUUUCUAUGUGGAUUUAAUAUAUCAGAUCCUCAAGACUCAAAUACAAUCGCAGCUCAAUUGGUCAAUUAUGGUCUUACAUUGCUUGAUAACUAUGAUGCCUCAACAAUUCCGCUUCUUUAUGCAGUUAUCAUGACCAUCUGUAAAAUAUCCACACAUUUCCACUUUCGACAUGAAUUAUUUAAUAAUACACUAAAGACGUUUACACUAAGUCUUUCACUUGUGGGUCAACAACAUUAUGCUCUUGUUAUAGCCGGCCUACAGCUGUGUGAGAGGAUACUAAGUGCUGAUCAAAACGAACAUAAAUAUGCUCGUGUUUUCUUAUCCGUUGAUUCAUUAGCGGCACGAAAAUUUUUGGAUGCAAUUAAAUGGCUUCUUUCACCUUAUCAAAAAUUGCAAGAUUUGUGGAAUGAAAGAGAAGAAUUAGAUACAGAAUCUGACGAUGAUGAAUCAUCAACAUCUUUAGCAACAGAAUACUGUUCACAACAUACCGAAAAUUUAGUGGAUCGAGUUAAUUUGAAAGUUCUAGCAUCUCUGUUUUAUGCAUGUUUUGAUCAUUGUUUACAAGUGACAGAAGAUGAUGUUCACCAAAUUGUUGACGUCAUCACAAUCUUAGCUGAUCCUAAUUUUACCAAAUUAAGUCGAAGUUGCAAUAAGUAUAAGAAAAAUUUGUUAUUUAUUACUCAUUUAUGUGCUUUGCUUACACCCAUAUUAUUAAACGGCCCAACUUUGAUUAGUCUGGCUUUAAUGAAUGAAACUCGUUUGUUAACAAUAAUUCCAACAACGAUCGCAUCUUUACAUCGAAAUUACGUAUGUAACAUGGAUCAAAUUAAUUUAGCUCUUCGUUUCUAUAUGCUAUUGAUACAACGAACAGAGACUUAUAAUGAUACCAGUAUUUCAAACUCUAGUGGUGAUGAUGAUGAUGACGACGAUGAAACAGAUAUCAAAGAACUCACUGUAUCAACGACUGAACUUGUCAGUCAACCAACAAACUCUUUAUAUCUUACAAAGGAUUUAUUAUCAUCAUACUAUACGUUACAUCAACAGUUUCAAAUGUUAAUUCAACGCGACGAAGCUGCAGCACAACGAAAGCAAUUUCAGGCUUUAUUCGAAACCGAAUGGAAGAAAAUUGAUACUUUACAGUUAAAACAUGAUUAUGAACAAAUGAAACAAGAAAAUCAAAGUCUGAAUGAAAAACUAAUACAUCUCGACAAAGAAUUACAGCGAACACAAUUAGAACGAGAUCAAUAUCGAAAAGAAUAUAUUCAGAUAGCUCAAGAGAUCGACCGUUUGAAAUUAUCCACUUCCACAAAUGUUAUUAACAACUCCACUCAAGUUUCAACAACUAUUUCUGUUGAAAAUAAUAUUACUGACAAGGCAGAUAUCAUCCAUCAAUUAAAUAAUCUGUCACCUGAUCAGAUUACAAGUCAACAAGCUGAACAGUUUAUUCGAGAAAUUUAUGGGCGAAGAACAACAUUUAAAGAUGAAGAUAUGCGAAAAUCAAUCUGUGGCUCAUUGAAACAUCUCGGUUCAGAUCUUUACAGUUCAUCAGUCCAUUUUCUUGACGAAUUAAUUCAAAACGCCGAAGAUAAUAUCUAUUUUGACAAAACUAGUCCAAACUUACGUAUUGAAUUGAAUCAUGAUUAUAUUCUAUUUUCCAAUAAUGAACAAGGUCUUCGAUCUCGUGAUGUACUAGCCAUCUGUAGUUUAGCAGUUACCACAAAAACAAGCGAACAAAAACAUAUCGGUGAAAAAGGUGUUGGAUUUAAAUCAGUUUUUGUUGCUUCAAAUCAACCCACACUCGUUUCUCAUGCAUGGCAAUUUCGUUUUCAAGUUCCUGGUUCUGAUGCUAUGUCUUACAUCACACCGUUAUGGAUACGAGAUGAAGAUAUUCCUGAAUGUAUUUUGAAACAAAUUUCCACAAAUCGACGACAAACACAUCUUUAUUUACCAUUGAAAUUAGCAGCACAUACUCCUUUAGCUGAACAAUUUCUUGAUGAUGUUUCGAAAGCGGUUGAUCCAUGUAUUUUAUUGAACAUGCGUCAGUUAGAAAAUCUUGAAAUUGUUGAUCUACGAGAAAAUAAAUCAAUAAUUAUUAAAAAACAACGAAUAGGUUCAACAAAAUUCGAAACACAAACAGCAGUAACGUUCGAGGAUUUGACAUUUCUUAAUCUAAAUGGAUCAAUGAUUAAAUUAUGUACUCCCAAAGGAGAUCGGAUUUUUCGAGUUUAUAAUUGUCAAAUCGAUGUUCCAAGUACAAUCGAACAACGACGAAAUCCUACGACAUCGUUAACAUUAGCAUUUCCUUAUGAUUAUGAUUUGAAUGCAACUGUAUACACUGGUUUACCUGUUUGUAAUCUUGGAUUUAAUUUUAUGUUCAAUGCUGAAUUUCAUUUAGUUACAAGCCGAGAAAAUGUUCGUGAAAAUGUUCCAUUCAACACUUAUCUUCGUGAUCAUUUAGCUGUUUUUUUUGUUUAUCUUCUUUUGAAUGAUAUGGAUUUGAAAAAAGAUAUAAGUCGUUAUUGUCCGUCGUCAGAUAUUCAUCAAAUUAAAUAUUCAUCUUGGUGGCAUUCAAUGAUCGAUCGUAUUACUAGAUUAAUUACAAAACAUUUCUCUGCUUUAUUUGAUAUUCGUAGAGGUAAAUCAACUCGUUAUUGGAAUCCUAAUUUAGCAGAUUUGAUCUCUAAAGAACAAUUGGAUAAUUAUGCCAAUAUUCAAGUGAUAGAUUCCAAUGACAAAUUCUUUACUGCUGAUCGUUUGAGAUCCUUUCAAAUUCAAACACUUUCUAUUACAGAUAUAUUGAAAUGUUUUCCGAGUCGAGAUGAACAAAUUAAUGAAUUUCAACAAUGGGUACAGAAAAAAGAUAAACAAUGGUGGUCUCAAUUUUUUCAUUAUCUGUCAGAAGCAAUGACUCCGGAUAUAGCUGAACUCAUGUUAGAAAAGCCAAUAUUCCUUCUUCAAAAUAAUGAUGAGCGACAAUAUUUACCGAUAACGAAUAAGACAUCGUUAUUGCUCUACAUUAAUGACGAUCCAUCAAUCCGAAUAUGGAAACAACGAUUAAUUGUUCUACAAUAUUCAUCAUCAACAGAAAGAACUGCUCUUCUUCAAUCAAAUCACGUUAAAAUUUUAACAGAGAAAGAUUUAAUUGAUAUUAUUCAAAAGAGUCAUUUAGAAUUAGUCAUUUCAUCAAUGAUGUUAACUGUGGGCGAUAAUCUGUUGGAAGAGAUAUGGAAAGAUUUAUUUUAUCUUCAAUCACGUAUUGAAAAAUUAGAUAAUUCCAAGCCUCUUCUCAUACCUAUUCAAGGAUCAUCUUGCUUGACUGUUAUUCAAAAUACAACUUUACCAACCAUAUUCGGCUUAGAUAUUAGACCUUAUGUUCAUUCUACACCCGUAACUUUUGUUCAUAUUCCUUACUAUAAUGUGGAUUCAAAUCGUUUAAUCAAUCAUCUUCAAUGGGAAUCUUUUCUAUUAAAAAUGCAUUGUAAACCACCUUUGAUUAAUCUUCCUCAAGAUUACACUAUUGCUCGUUUACCAUAUUUACCAUUAUUUACUAUGUUUAUAGAUGAGAAGCAUGCUCAUUUAGGUGAAUUUAUUUUAUCAAUUCAAUCAGAAAAUACUAAGCAAGCACUUCAGCAAUUUCCGAUUGUUGCUCAAAUGAAUUCUAAGGAAGAAACUCGACCAAUUUCAACGACAUUUGAUGAAUUUAUUCUUACAGAUUUACCGAAAUUACCACUAAUAAAUGUCCCUUCUUAUUGUCGUUCAUUAGCAAUGAAUAUGGGUGUUCGUACUGAAUAUGAUUUAAUGACUUCUAUGACAAUUCUUCAAUAUUUAAGUAAUGAAAAAAUUACUAACGUCGAUCUUUAUGUUGAAUGGUUGGGUCGAUUGCAGUUGGAAAUUCGAAAGAAGGAUGAAACUAUCGAUAUGGAUAGUUUUCGUUCUACAUGCCACUUAUAUUUUCCAGAUCAACAAAAAUUCUGUUUAUUAAAAGAUCUUCUUGUUAUGUCCGAAAUCAAUGAUCAACAUUAUGCAAGUAUCUUAUUAGUUUGUAAAUAUCUUAAAUUACAAUUAAUCUCUUCCACAAGUAAUCAAACAUAUUGGCAAUUUAAAGAUCUAUUCCGUACAUUAGAUUGUCAAUGUAAAGUGACUGUUGAAAAUAUUUAUCGAACUAUUCGUUUGGCAAGAAAUGAUAAAAAGAACUUUUAUCAAUUAGGUGAUGGUUUGACAACAUUAAAUGAGGAUGGAAUGGAAACAAUGAUUACACUUUAUCAAUAUCUUGAAGAUUCAAUAGCCAAAUGUGUUCAAGAUAGUGAAUCUGAUACUGAUCUUUAUCGUACGAUUAUCACACAAAAACAUCCAAAAGCACCUUAUGGUAGUCGAGAAGAUUUACAAUGGCGUUUUGCUCUCAUUUCAAAGAAGAUCUCACCAGAACUAAAAAAACUUAUUAGUACCUCGAUUCAAAAUGUAUCUCUUCCUCUCCUUACCAAUGAUCGUCAAUUGAUUGAAAAAACAUCUACGAAUAUUGUAUAUGCUUGUUUUGAAACAAAAAUCAUUCAAAACUUAUCAAGAACAAUUGGUAAACGUCAUUUUAUUUCACCAGUUAUUACUCGAACAUGCCCAUUAAUUUUGGCUCUCUCUGAAAUUGAUUAUGUUGAACGACGAGGAAAAAUUAAAUGGAUUCAUUCAAAUCUCAAUCUUGAAAAUCAUCUUACUCAAUUAACAGCAAUAUUUCGAGAAGCGACUAACGAUGAUGAUAUUGAAGUUAUCAGUGCAAGAUAUGCGGAAAUAUUUUUGCUUAUUUCGGAUGCUGCUAUCAUAGAAACAGUCAAUGAUGAUGACUAUGAUGACUUUCAGAUGGAAAGUGAUUAUGCUUUUUGGAUUUUCAAUAAAACUGUUUUUUUGUGUAUUGACUAUGUAAAAGAUGUGUCGUCAAAAGCUAUCGUUGCCAUAUCAGCCUUAGCAACUUUAUUACACAAAUGUCAGUAUAUACCAUUUGAUGAAGCUAAAUUAAUUGCUCGACAAAAGAUUACUCAAUGGAAUGAAUUUAUUUCAAAAUUACCUUCACGUUUUGCUAGUACCAAACCUGGUUUCUAUCCCUACUUGGAUGUGAUUUUUCCUAAAGAUCAUGAAUUGAUUGAAUCAAUGGUUAUUUCAAUCGGCCAAAAUCCCACCAUUGAACAAGAUCCAGAAGAAAUUUUCAUCGCACCAGAACGAUCUCUUGAAGAUGAAAGUUUUCGACAGCGUGUAAUGAAACAGAAUCAUCGUGAUCUAGAUCCAAAAACACCAAACAAUUGGAUGAAUCCGAUUAUUGUAGACGGUAUCGAACAUAUUCGUAUUGGCCAAAAUGCUGAACAUUUUUUCUUUACUUAUUUACAAAAUCUCUAUGGUGAAAUUGAUGUUACACCAACUAAAAAUUGGCGUUCUUCAUCACGUGCAAAGGUCUAUCCACAAUAUAAACGUAAUAUGAAUGAUUCACUUGGUUAUGACUUAGAGUUACAUGAUACAAAGGAGUAUUUUGUACGAGGGCUAAAAUCAAGAACUAAAAUAUGUUAUUUUGAAGUCAAAGGUACAAGUGGAUCUUUCCAUGAAGACAAAACAGUUUUUCAUAUAUCGCAAAAUGAAUUAGAAAAAUGCAAAAGUAUUACUUUUGAUUCAAGAAAACACGAACGAGAAGCAUAUUUCUUUGUUAUUGUUGAGCAUUGCCUGGAUCCAGAAAUGAUCGCUUUAGCUAAAGUUUUUGAUUGGUAA
Molecule: messenger RNA, 9291 nt
Organism: Adineta steineri
Lineage: Eukaryota; Metazoa; Rotifera; Eurotatoria; Adinetida; Adinetidae
Source: the annotation of a GenBank genome assembly